Cryptomeria japonica (Japanese cedar) is the source of this 1289-nucleotide messenger RNA. Its product is annotated as coniferyl alcohol acyltransferase-like. Gene Ontology annotation, molecular function: acyltransferase activity, transferring groups other than amino-acyl groups. The coding region runs from base 9 to 1289 and encodes 426 amino acids. The transcript is spliced from 3 exons. The record is from RefSeq and is a predicted model, not a curated record. Lineage: Eukaryota; Viridiplantae; Streptophyta; Pinopsida; Cupressales; Cupressaceae.
GUGUUAAGAUGGCUUCAGUUAACUCCCUCAUUUUCAAAGAUUAUGAGCUGAAGAUUGUUAACACAGAUGUUAUAGUGCCUGCUCUUCCAAUGCAGCAGCACAUCCUUCCUCUGUCAAAUCUAGAUCUCACUAUUCCUCCAGUUUCUGUGCAUGUGUUUUUCUGUUAUAAAAAUCCCUUUCCUAGGACUUUUGGAUCAGCACUAUCUCAUUUGAGAAAUUCCCUCUCAAGGGUGCUGGCGUCCUAUUAUGUUUUUGCAGGAAGAUUGGUUACAGAUAGUAUUAGCCUACCAAAGCUCCAUUGCAAUAGCAAGGGAGUUCUCAUGACCCAAGCUUAUGCUGCAGCUCCUCUUUCUACCCUUGAUUUAUACAACCCUGACGAGUCUGUUGAGGGGAAGCUUGUUCCUUUACUUUCAAAGCCCUCUGAAGAAGAUUGCCUUCCUGUCUUUGCUGUGCAGGUUACAGAGUUUAGCUGUGGAGGUAUUGUUGUUGGCUGUACAUUCGACCACAGAAUUGCAGAUGCAUACUCUGCGAACAUGUUGUUUACAAGUUGGGCAAAGAUUUCUAGAAAUGACUCGACUGUAUCUCCGAAUCCAACCUUUUCACGCUCCAAAUUGUGCCCUAGAGAUUCCCCCACAUGCUGUGCUGAGUUGAAAAUAUACAAAGAUGGUAAAAAUUACACCAAAUUAGAGGUAUUCAGUGCUUACUUAUGGAAGCUACUGAUAUGCACCCAGAAGGUCCAGGACACUUUGAAUUGUAAAAUCGGAAUAGUUGUAGAUGGCCGCCCACGCUUAAGGGCGAUUGGGGUUUCUGCUAAUUACUUUGGCAAUGUUUUGAUCUUGCCAUUUGCUGAAUCUAAUGCUCAUUAUGUUAGAAACAAACCGCUUUGUUGGAGUGCAGGGUUAAUUCAUGAUGCCAUACAAAGUGCAGCAAAUGAGGAGAACUUUCAAAGCUUAAUUGAUUUGGUGGAGACUACAAAGCCAACACCUGUGUUACCCAAGAUUUAUUGCAGAGGAGAUGGAAAGGAGCCAUCAGGACCUGCAGUUUUGGUGUCUUCUGGACUGAGGUUUCCUUUGUAUGAGUUUGAUUAUGGAUGGAGAAAGCCUACGUUUGGAAGCUACCAUUUCCCUUGGGGCGGUGAAGCAGGGUAUGUAAUGCCAACUCAUAGCCCUGCAGGAGACGGUAGCUGGAUUGUAUACAUGCACCUUCCUCUCAAAAAGAUAUAUGCGAUCGAAUCUGAUCUCAAUCGCGUUCUAGUUCCAAUUCAACAAGAUUUCUUAGCUUCGGCUUAG